AUGCCGAAGAAAAAGGGAGGCUCCGAGAGCCUGGGCUCGUCUUUAAUCCGCCAUAGAUUCAACCGCGGUUCGGAGUUUCAGCACGCCGACGAGGGCCGACGCCACGUCAUCGCCGCGGCGGAAGCGGCGGCGAAGCCGGCGCUGGUGUCGGUGGUGGAUCAGAACGACCUGGAGGAGCUGCUGACGACUGCUGAGCUGGCAGGGCGGGAGUUCGCCGCCCAAAGAGGCAACGCUGAGAUAAUCUACCUAGAUGGUCAUGACGUGGGAGCUGCAGGCGGGAAAGGCGGAAGCAGCAGCGAGCGCAGGGAGCAGGAGGAACUUCACAGGAAGCUUCUUACCAUCCCAAGACGGCCCAAGUGGAGCGCAAGCAUGACGUCAGCAGAAUUGGACGCUAGUGAGAAGGCGGCUUUCCUGGAAUGGAGGCGAUCGCUCUCCGCGGUGGAGGAGAACAACCACCUGGUGGUAACCCCAUUCGAGAAGAACCUUGACAUCUGGCGACAGCUGUGGCGAGUGCUGGAGAGAAGCCACCUGGUGGUAACCGUGGUGGACAGCCGAGAUCCGCUCUUCUACCGCUGCUCUGACCUCGAAGCGUACGUGCACGAGCUGGGAGCAGGGCCUAAUCACAGCAACGAGAGCAGCAGCAACAACCUGCGCACCAGCAACUCGAAAGACGAGAGCAAUAAGGAUUUGGCAGACGGGAGCAGCAGCAGCAGCAGGGAGGGAGGGGAGGGUUCGCUGAGCCGGACUCUGCUGCUGCUGAACAAGGCGGAUCUUCUGCCUUCUGGUGUGCAGCGGCUGUGGGCUGAGUGGCUGAAAGGACAGGGCGUUGAGUUCGCCUUCUGGUCUGCUAAGGCUGCUGCUGAAGGGGUGGAUGGGGAGGAGGAGGGACAGGAGGAGGAGGAGGGGGAGGAGGGAGAGGAGGAGGAGGAGGAGGAGGAGGAUGAGAGUGAGGGUGAGUGGGAGGAGGCGGACGGGGAGGAGGAUGAGGAAGAGGGCGAGGAGGAGGAGGAAAGUGGGGAAGCAGGUAUGGCUCUGGAAGAGGCCCAGCAGGCCGCCGCUGCUGCUGCUGCUGCGGGUGGUUCUCUUGGUGAUGCUGACUAUAACGAGGGUGGGGAAAGCAGGGGAAGCGGCAGCACCACUGCUGGUGGUGCUGCUAGUGCAGGCCAGGCAGGUGGAGGGGGGAGGAGGCAGCAGCAGCCGGCAAAGGCAGAGCAUAAGAAGCAGAAGAAGCAGGCGAGGAGCAAGAAGAGGGAGUGGAGGGUGGGCCGGGGGGGAGGGGAUGGGGAGGAGGGGGCAGUGAUUACGGUGAGAGGGGUGGUCAAGCCGUUGAGCCAUGGGGCUGUCAAGCCUGGGAUGGUGCUGCCGGGUGUCAAACACUUGGUGCAGUGA
Closterium sp. Naga37s-1 is the source of this 1389-nucleotide messenger RNA. The record is from the annotation of a GenBank genome assembly. NCBI's taxonomy places the organism in Eukaryota, Viridiplantae, Streptophyta, Zygnematophyceae, Desmidiales, Closteriaceae.